AUGUCGGGUCUCGAAGAAGAUCUAAUGGAGGAAAAUGAUCCGUUGGCCGCUCAGUAUCUCAAAUUGGAAGUGGAAUAUAUUUAUAGUCUUCAAUCUGCAGUUCCCGGCCUGCUUCUGAUUACCACCGAUUCUCUGAUGUUCACUCCGAAUGGCGGGGAACAUGUUGAUGAUGAUCAAUUGCAUCUAUUGCUACCCCUAUCACAACUCCGGUCUAUUGCGGCCUAUGCGGACCAUUCAGUCAUGUACUUUACCAAGCGUGAUCCCCAAUAUAAAUCCAAACUACGCCGUCAUCAGACCGAUCUGGAUAUUGGUCGACCCACCGCACCCAACCCCAUAAAAAUGAAAACAGAGAAAUCUGAGCCAGCUUUGUUAUUGGGCGAGAAGGCGGAAGACCCGCACUCAAUGAUUUCUUCCAUGGCUAACACUGAAAACCCACCAGCUGGGCAAACAGCCACACCAACUAAUACACCGACUGUUCCGACAACCAGAGUGGACGACAGUUUGACGGUCUCGACGCACUCAGUCACCUUCAGUGAUCAUCUGUUGCCCAGCCCGGUACUCUCUCAGAAGAGCAAAUCAACCGAAUUUACUCUAUCCAAUGACUGCUUGACACGACCUGGCAAACCCGCCUACUCUCUACGGGAUUCAGAACAACCAGGUAUUUGCAUCCUAACCAUUCUAAUUUUACAAACAUUCAUUUGCAUCGAUAUAGAUUCCGUUGUGUAUUUAUGCGUUUUGGCCCAUACCAACGGAGCUGUCCGCAAACGCCAUCCCUAUUGGUUCACAAUCCAAUCCAUGGAGUAUUGGUUCCGUAUCCCUGAACAAAUAUCUGAAAUUCUGUUCGACUUCUUACUUAUUUGUGAUUUUUGUCAAGACUGUGUGACGGAACCCAUUAUUCAGUCUCCUCUGUCCAAAAAUGAGGUAGUUGGGGAUGAGACGAGUACAACCGCUGAACCGAGUAUGCGGGGAAGCAAGACCACGCCGGAGAAUUUAUGUCGUGGUGCAACCUGUACCACUUCGAGCACAGUGAACAAACCAGUGGGGUUUGUGAUUGUGCCAAAUACGUUUGACUGGGUCCUUCCACGGAUUGGCAGUAUCGAUGAGUGCUCUAAACUGAUGCUCAGACGUAGUCAACGACGAAAGCGGCGCACAAACAGUUGCCGCGAACCGGUUCAGCUUCAAACGGAUAACAAAGCGGAGGCACAUUCAAUGGCUGGUCUGAACUCAAACUCGUUUCACGAAUCUGAACAGAUUGAUUCAGGCGAGACGCGCGGAAUUCAAGCGGCAGUCAGUGUACCGUCGCUGGAAGAAGAAAAAGCAGCAUUGCAAAUAUUGAAACAGGAAUCUGUUCGAUGGGAGCUCGUGAAUGCCUCGGAACUGGAAAGCGAACAACGAAAUGCGAAACGACGUGAGUUCAUCGAGCAUUGUCUCCAAUCGGUCACCCCGGAAAGUCUUCCCCUACCUCGUUCGACCGAACAGAGUGCGAUUUUGGAUCCGGGUAAAGUUCGAGAUCUCAUGCGUAAUUUGCCCCCGGAAGCUGAGGGUUUGGACUGGCACUUAACCUACAGCAGUGCGCUGCACGGGUUCAGUUUGCGCACCCUUUAUCAUCGAUGUGCCACCCUUUACGCGGACGAAACAACCGAGCAUGUGAGUCUUGCGUCCACUUCCCCAAGCUUGGCCAUCAGUCCUUCCGGCACGACACCGUUCUCAUCCAACCAACCGUGUCUCCUGGUGAUCCGGACUGCACAGAGUGAGACCUUCGGGGCCAUGUUGAACACACAUCCUUAUGCCAGUAGUGGACGUUUCUACGGGAACGGUUCCUGCUAUGUGUUUCGAUGGAGUCCUGACACGUGCAAAUCCCGACGAAGAACAAAGCGUCGUCAGUCUUCCUGUCCCCAACCACUGACUGGAACCGAAUCCCCAACGGAUCCUUCGCUGCGAGCGGACCCGAGUGAAUGUAACUCGUCCCCCAGCAAAAUGCGUCCCAUUAGUCCAACCUGUUUAAGCGAACCACGAGACAGUCUACAAUCGACCAGUUCACUGUCAGAUGCCUACUCAAGUGCGUUUAUUGAGCAAGGUGAGGAGGUGACUGAGGAUUUCGCUCGACUAUUCUAUUUGGACGAAUCCGAGAUGAAUGAGAUCGGUGAAGAGCAAGAUGCUCAAAAAAUGCGUUUUCAGAAAUACACGUGGAGUGGAAAGAAUGCGUUUUUCAUCAGUGGGGAAAACGAAUCUCUUUCAAUCGGUUGUUCUCAGGGACAUGCUGCUAUCCACUUGGACGAUGUGCUACUUCACGGUCGAACGGAUCCAUGCGACACGUUUGACAAUGAGCCACUUUGUGCAACCGGAGAUUUUCUUGUAUCCAAUUUGGAAAUUUGGUCUUUCCAAUGA
Echinostoma caproni is the source of this 2388-nucleotide messenger RNA. The record is from the annotation of a GenBank genome assembly. NCBI's taxonomy places the organism in Eukaryota, Metazoa, Platyhelminthes, Trematoda, Plagiorchiida, Echinostomatidae.